Notothenia coriiceps (black rockcod) is the source of this 1496-nucleotide messenger RNA. It is a transcript of the gene abitram, whose product is annotated as actin binding transcription modulator. The transcript has 6 exons. Gene Ontology annotation, molecular function: actin filament binding; actin monomer binding. Gene Ontology annotation, cellular component: dendrite; filopodium tip; lamellipodium. The record is from RefSeq and is a predicted model, not a curated record. Gene Ontology annotation, biological process: regulation of filopodium assembly; regulation of actin filament polymerization; dendrite morphogenesis. The coding region runs from base 128 to 676 and encodes 182 amino acids. Lineage: Eukaryota; Metazoa; Chordata; Actinopteri; Perciformes; Nototheniidae.
UCUUCUGCGACGGAUAACUUGGUGUCACACAAUUAGUUGUCCGUCAAGCACAGUAGUUGAGAAGCAUAGGUAUUGAUGUAAAUUAAGUAUUAUUUUCUUACUAAUACCUGUAUUGUGAAUCGUUUUGAUGGACUGCUUGGAGCAGAAAGAUACUGAAGCGACGGCGCCGUCAGUUAUCGACCGAUAUUACACACGCUGGUACAGAGCAGAUAUGAAGGGGAACCCGUGUGAGGACCAUUGCAUCCUACAGCAUUCAAACAGACUGUGUGUUAUCACGUUAGCCGAGACUCACCCAAUCCUUCAGGAUGGGCGGUCAAUCAAAAGCAUCAACUACCAGAUCAGUGACGGCUGCAGUCGGCUGAACAAUAAAGUGUCUGGGAAGUCCAAGCGGGGGGGUCAGUUCGUUACUGAUUUUGCACCUUUGUGUAGGAUAACAUGCACAGAUGAAACUGAAUACACAAUCUACAGCUGCAUCCGAGGCCGUCUUCUGGAGGUCAAUGAGAGUAUUUUAAAAACACCCUCUCUCUUGCUGAAAAAGCCCUUCACUGAUGGAUACAUCGCUGUCAUCCUGCCAAAGUUUGACGAGAGCAAAACCAUCACAGAGAAUCUUCUGAGCAGAGAGGAGUUCGAGAGCAUCGUCUCCAAACGUUCUGUUCCCGAAUCUCAACCAUCAUGACAGAGUUCUACUUAUUUAAGUUAAACCCGCUCUGUCAGUCCUGCCAGGUUGGGUAAAGACUGAGGAUGAAUCCUGGAAAGAGACUUGCAUGUGGUCAAAAGGAAUGUUGCAUUUAAUGCAAGCUUCGCACUGUGCCUCUUUACUCUUAUUGUUUUCUUAUGUUUUAGAAGGAGGUUUCAGAAGGCACUCUGUGUUUAACUUUUUUUUUUUCAAGCUUGAAAAGAUAAGAGGAAAGCAUGACAAAGUACUUGAAUUCUGUUUGUAUAAUACCAGAAACAUAUAUACUUGAGUUGAAUAAUUUUUCUAGAAUGUCAUUAAACAAACACAGCAGUGAUUUAAGAAAAAUAUUGUUUAUUUUUGUAUGUGUCACUUUUAUUAACCUUUCAAUUGUCAAAAGAAUAGAUGGUCCAAAACUAGAUCGGAUUUCUUCACAUCUGUAGUUGUACUACAAUACCCAGCAUCCUUAGCUGCUCUCACACCGUACAAAGCAUCUCUAAAUAUGUAUUUAAGUAUGUUAUUCAUCUCUCAUUAUCACACCAUCCCCUAGUACCAAAGUCAUUAACUUAGGAUACAUACUGUGUAUAUACAUAUAUAUCUAUGCUUCAUGUACCAUAUUAUACAUGCCAUUUACCAUUUAAUACAUAUUGGCCAACCAGGCAGCUUCACAAUGAUAGUCUUCAUAACAAGUACACUUCGGCCCAAUCCCAAAUCACCCCCUCCACCCUACCCCUCCGUGACGGAGUGAACUCCGUCUGUAGCCACACUCGCAGCUCAAUGAAGCUCCCUCCUGUCAGGUGGAGGGAGUAAAUACAGCGGCAAG